AUGGCCCUCCCAAAGCGCAUCAUCAAGGAAACAGAGCGCCUCAUGGCCGAGCCAGUUCCUGGCAUCAGCGCAGUGCCUCACGAAGAUAACCUGCGGUAUUUCGAUGUCGAGAUCCACGGCCCCGCGUCGUCACCAUACGAAGGCGGCAUUUUCAAGCUCGAGCUCUUCCUCCCAGACGACUACCCCAUGACUCCGCCCAAGAUUCGAUUCCUCACCAAGAUCUUCCACCCGAACGUUGACAAGCUGGGUCGCAUCUGCCUGGACGUGUUGAAGAACAACUGGUCGCCUGCGCUGCAGAUCCGGACGAUUCUGCUCUCUAUCCAGGCCCUCCUCGGCGCCCCCAACCCCGAUGACCCCCUCGCUCCCGAUGUCGCCAAGAGCUGGAAGGAGGACGAGGCGGCGGCCAUCGCAACGGCGAGGGAGUGGACACAGAAGUACGCGAAGCCAUAGACGUAGAGGCCGCGCAUAAGAAGGAGGACAUCCCAAAAAAGAAAAAGAGAGACUUAUACGCAUAUAUCCCCAAAGACCUGCAACGACAGGGUUUACGGGGAUAUGGAGCAUUCUUAUGGUAGGAGUUGAGAGAUUUUCCCUUUUCCCAUUCAGUUCAUUUUUCUUUCAUUGGCUCGGUUUCACUUUAUGUUCUAGAAGACUCGAGUUUGUUUCGGGAUGAGCAAUG
Molecule: messenger RNA, 676 nt
Organism: Trichoderma reesei QM6a
Lineage: Eukaryota; Fungi; Ascomycota; Sordariomycetes; Hypocreales; Hypocreaceae
Exons: 4
Coding region: 1-450 (149 amino acids)
Source: RefSeq, a predicted model, not a curated record